AUGGCCAUACCUUUCCGCUUCAAAGAUGCUCCGAGCGAGAGGACCGAGUUUGGUCACCCUGAUUUGGCCAUCACUUUGACGCUGCGCACCUAUGCUGAAGAUGGUUUGACUCGUGAGUCAUUUCGCCGCGUCCUGCAAUGGGCUGCAGCCAUUGAAGAUGACUUGCAGACUGGGGCUGUUCACAAAGCCGUCGCCAAAAGGUUGAAAAUUGCAAGGGCUGCAGAGGGCUUUACCUUGGAUGAUGAGAUGAUUGAUCUGCUUUGGCCAAAGCUGUGCCAGAAUUUGCAGGUUGUCGAGACUUUCCUGGAGGAGUUUGUUUUUCCCAAUGAAACUCGACAAUUUCCGUUCAAGGUAUCAUCAAGUGCAUGGGAUUUGGCUGCUGGGCGUUUGAGAGGAUUUCAGGCACAGCGGACAAUCGGCAGCUUUUGCCUCUGGGGGUGCAGCAGUAUGAGGACGACAUGGUGA
Messenger RNA from Durusdinium trenchii, 465 nucleotides. Lineage: Eukaryota; Dinophyceae; Suessiales; Symbiodiniaceae. The record is from the annotation of a GenBank genome assembly.